CUGGCAAAGAAACGUCUCCCACCAGUCACACUAUACAGCGACUGAGGGCAUCCGCUCUGGACCUCCUGAAAGUGCAUGCCUUCCUGCUAGUAGGCCUACAGCUCCUUUAGAUCCAUGGCACGAGCAUACGUGUUCAACUGGCAGAAGCCUCUUCCCAGCUUCAUGCAGGAGGGGGCAUACUUUGACCGAUUUGAAGAGGAUCCUUUUGUAUUUGAACCACAGUGCUUUUUCAAAGUGGAUGAGUUUGGUUUCUUCCUUACAUGGAAAAGUGAAGGAAAGGAAGGUCAGCUUUUGGAAUGCUCUCUUAUCAACAGCAUACGCAGCAUCAUACCGAAGGACCCCAAGACUCUGUCGUCCCUGGAGUCGAUGGGAAGGAGUGAGAAUGACUUGGAGGGUCGCACUAUCUGCAUAUGCAGUGGCCCUGACCUGAUCAAUCUCACAUUCACGUUCAUGGUUGCCCAGAAUGUCAAUGUUACCAAGCAGUGGACUGAGGGCUUGAGGUCACUGAUUCACAACUUCAGGGCCAACAACGUGUGCCCCAUGACAUGCCUAAGGAAACAUUGGAUGAGGCUGUCAUUUCUUACAAAUGUGAAUGGAAAGAUUCCAGUGAGAAGUAUUACAAGAACCUUUGCCUCAGGCAAAACUGAAAAAGUAAUCUUCCAAGCACUGAAGGACUUAGGUCUUCCCGGUGGAAAGAAUGAUGAAAUUGACCACUCUGUGUUUACUUUCGAUAAGUUUUAUGCACUCACACAAAAGAUCUGUCCCAGAACUGACAUUGAGGAACUCUUCAAGAAGAUAAAUGGUGGCAAAAGUGAUUAUUUAAACGUAGACCAAUUAGUCUGCUUUUUAAAUGAAAGUCAGCGAGAUCCACGGCUCAAUGAGAUUCUGUUUCCUUUCUACGACGCCAAGCGAGCCGUGCAGAUAGUGGAGAGAUAUGAGCCCGAUGACAAGCUGAAAAGAAAAGGCCUUAUGUCGAGCGACGGCUUCUGCCGCUACCUGAUGUCAGACGAGAACGCCCCCGUCUUCCAGGAUCGCCUGGAGCUCUACCAGGACAUGGAGCAUCCACUGGCCCACUAUUUCAUCAGCUCCUCGCACAACACCUACCUGACAGGCCGCCAGUUUGGGGGGAAGUCCUCGGUAGAGAUGUACCGUCAGGUGCUCCUGUCAGGCUGCAGGUGUGUUGAACUUGACUGCUGGGAUGGCAAGGGUGAGGACCAGGAGCCUAUUAUCACUCAUGGCAAGGCCAUGUGCACAGAAAUCCUCUUCAAGGAUGCUAUUCAGGCCAUCAAGGAAACUGCCUUUGUGACAUCUGAGUACCCUGUCAUUCUGUCCUUUGAGAACCACUGCUCCAAGCCUCAGCAGUACAAGUUAGCCCGAUACUGUGAAGACAUUUUCGGGGAUCUGUUGCUCCGGGAGCCGCUGGAAGGCUUUCCAGCUUCUGAGUUGGAGCCCGGCUGCCCUCUGCCCUCUCCCCGCGACCUCAAGAGGAAAAUCCUCAUUAAAAACCGAAGAUCCAAACCAGAGGUCGAGCAGAAGGAGCUGGAGGAUUUUAAGAGGAACAGGGACGCAGGUCCCAGCGCCAAGGAGAAUGAAGACGAACCAUUUAGUGACGGUGUGGACGAGGCCCACCCAGAGCUUCAGCUGGGGAUGCCUUUCUGCUCCAGUGAGCCGAGCGGUGUGACCCAGGUGGACAGCGGCGGGGAAAUGACACAGGAUGAAGUGGAGAUAUUAGAAGCCCCUGAUCAAGAGAACGGCAAAAAGGUCGGUGAAACAAACGUGGACGAACUGUACAUCAUCAACAGCUACCACUACGUCGCAGCCACGACCAACGUCCACCCCUACCUCUCAUCGAUUGUCAAUUAUGCCCAGGCUGUGAAGUUUCUGGGCUUUGAAGUAGCAGAGGAGAACAACAUCCAUCACAACAUGUCCUCGUUCAACGAAACGGUCUGCCUGGGACUGCUGAAGACGAGUGCCAUUGAGUUUGUGAACUACAACAAGCGGCAGAUGAGCCGCAUCUAUCCCAAAGGGGGCCGGGUAGACUCCAGUAAUUACAUGCCUCAGAUCUUCUGGAAUGCCGGCUGCCAGAUGGUGGCUCUGAACUUCCAGACCCCAGAUCUGGCUAUGCAGCUCAACCAGGGCAAGUUUGAGUACAACGGCUCAUCCGGGUACCUGCUGAAGCCAGACUUCAUGCAGCGGCCCAAUCGGAUGUUCGAUCCGUUCUCCGAGACCCCGGUGGACGGGGUGAUAGCCGCCACGUGCAGCGUUCAGUUGUUCUCUGGUCAGUUUCUGUCGGACAAAAAAAUUGGGACGUACGUGGAGGUGGACAUGUACGGACUGCCCACAGACACCAUCAGAAAAGAAUUCAGAACAAAGAUGGUGAUGAAUAAUGGACUCAACCCAGUAUACAACUCAGAACCUUUUGUAUUUCGAAAGGUAAUCCUGCCAGACCUGGCCGUGCUGAGAAUAGCUGUGUAUGAUGACAACAAUAAGCUGAUUGGCCAAAGGAUUCUCCCCCUGGAUGGGCUGCAGGCGGGCUACCGACACAUCUCGCUGAGAAAUGAGGGCAACAAGCCGCUCUCGCUGCCCACCGUCUUCUGCAACAUCGUCCUCAAAACAUAUGUGCCCGACGGCUUUGGGGCCAUCGUGGAUGCAUUGUCUGAUCCAAAGAGGUUCUUAUCCAUCACUAAGAAGAGAGUGGACCAGAUGAAGGCCAUGGGGAUUGAGGAGUGUGACAUCGUGGACGUGCCGAGCGACAGCUCCAAGAGCGAUAAAAGGAGGAAGGUGAGCCAGGUGAAGGCCAUAGUCAGCCCGUGUGAGAGCGCCCAGCUCUGCCACAACUCCUCGUCCACUCAGCUCGCCGGCUCCUCCACAGCGGGAGAUACAGCCCUGCUGGUGCAUCCAGUCAGCGUGGAUGACUUGAAGCAAAUGAAGACCUACCUCAAACUUUUGAAAAAACAACAGCGUGAGCUCAGUGCCUUAAAGAAGAAACAUGCAACGGAGCAGUUGGCAAUGCAGAGGGCCCACAGCACACAAGUGGACAAAAUCGUGACUCAGCACACCAAGGACAAGGGCACUCUGGAGAAACAGCUGGAAAAAGCCAUUAAGAAAGCGGGUGAGAAGAACAGCUCCGAUCUGAAGAUGGAGACAGACUUUAAAAUCCAGGCCAUAACCACAGAACACAAAGACAAGGUGAGGGAGCUGGUGUCCCAGCAGUCCGUGGAGUGGUCAGCGCUGAUGGGCAGCCACGGCGCCGAGGGCCAGGCGCUGCGCGACCAGCACGUGCUGCAGCAGUGCGAGCUCCUCAAGGCGCUGCUUGCCUCGCUCCAGCAGCAGCACCGCCAGCAGCUGCAGCUCAUCCACGACCGGCAAGGCAAAGAGAUCCGAGUCAAGCAAGCCAAGUCCUCAAUGGAGAGCGGCAAAGCUAUCAGUCAAGAUAAAAGCAUCAAAAAUAAGGCAGAGAGAGAAAGGCGGGUACGGGAACUGAACUGCUGCAACACGAAGAAGUUCUUGGAGGAGAGAAGAAGGCUCUACAUGAAGCAGUCCGAGGAGACGGAGCAGCUCCAGAGAGCCCAGCGAGAACAGCUGGACGAGCUGGAGAGGUGCAUCGAGCAGCUCUUGCGAUCACAUCACUCCAAGCAUCACUGUGAAGCUCACAAAGAUGCAGGGGAAGAGGAAAGGCAACAGGCAAGCCACAGUGAUGCAACAAGCAGUCAAACAUAAUGAAGAUUGCAUGUUCUGUACAUUACAGAUCACACACACAUACACACACACACACACACACAUACACACACACACACACACACAAACACACAUACACACACACACACAUACU
Alosa sapidissima (American shad) is the source of this 3832-nucleotide messenger RNA. It is a transcript of the gene plcb4a, whose product is annotated as 1-phosphatidylinositol 4,5-bisphosphate phosphodiesterase beta-4. Bases 115 to 3720 code for a protein of 1201 amino acids. NCBI's taxonomy places the organism in Eukaryota, Metazoa, Chordata, Actinopteri, Clupeiformes, Clupeidae. Gene Ontology annotation, molecular function: phosphatidylinositol-4,5-bisphosphate phospholipase C activity; calcium ion binding. The record is from RefSeq and is a predicted model, not a curated record. The transcript has 38 exons. Gene Ontology annotation, biological process: phosphatidylinositol-mediated signaling; lipid metabolic process.